Dendrobium catenatum is the source of this 585-nucleotide messenger RNA. Its product is annotated as serine/threonine-protein phosphatase 7 long form homolog. Lineage: Eukaryota; Viridiplantae; Streptophyta; Magnoliopsida; Asparagales; Orchidaceae. Gene Ontology annotation, biological process: meristem development; meristem maintenance. The record is from RefSeq and is a predicted model, not a curated record. The transcript is spliced from 2 exons. The coding region runs from base 1 to 585 and encodes 194 amino acids.
AUGGAGGCUUUAGUUUUUGUGGGUUUGGAUAGUGUCAGUCAGAUGAGGUAUAGGAGGAUGGGUCAUCACUUGCUUACAAUUCUGGUAGAGAGGUGGUCGCCACAGACGAAUACUUUUCACCUCCCAGUUGGUGAAAUAAGUAUUAUGUUACAGGAUGUCUCCAUGAUAUUGGGGAUACAGAUUGAUGGACCUUCUUUUGUUGGCCACCCAGUUGUUGGUUCAGGCAGACGAUGGUUGAGUUGGCCAGAUUGUUAUGAUGAUUUACUAGGCCAGCAUCGGGACCCAGAUGUUUUGUAUCAUGACCCAUUCAAUCCACGGAUUAUAGCUAAGUUCAAGAUGGAUACUUCAAGCUCUGAAAUUCAUUUACAGUACUUGCCGUUGAUGAAAGAUAUAGCAAUAUUCAGGACAUACUCACUUGGAGGUGCAGUACUAGCUCAUUUGUAUAGGGAGCUAUCUGAAGAAACUAGACCAAAACGAGCAAACAUAGAGGGUGCAUCCACUUAUUACAGAUAUGGGCUUGGGAGCAUCUACAUGUUGGAAGACCUCAGCUUCAUAUACCAUUUCAUGUUCAGCUUAAUAGUUUGA